AAUUCAGGUCAAAAAUGUAACCUGCUACAAGACUAUUCACACGUUACUCUGUUGUAAACAUUCCACUUUUAGUAAGAAAUUUGCCCAAGGUCAGAUUUUUAUAAAUGAAAUUUGCCUCACGAAGUUUAAACAAAAGAAAUAUUAAAUAUGACAUAAUCUUGCUGUAUGACGAGAUUAGCCAAUAAUAACGCUAGUUGUGGGUUGCUAUGGGCUACGUUUGACCAAUAAGAGCGCGUGUUGCUGUGUAGCCGAGUUGAUGAGUGCGGCGUCAUUGGAUACCAGGUAAACACUGGGUGACCAAAUCUGUCAUUUCCCCCAUAUACCUGUGAUCUAAAAGCUUCAGGAUGACUGCAGGUUCCAUUGUGGCUCCAUUCAUAAUUCCCAUUCGGAUCCCAACUCCUGGAAAAGCCAAGCAUGAAAUAGACACCAAUACGCCCAUCGAGAUCAAGUCAGACACCCCUGAUGUGAGUAUUUUCUACACACUGGAUGGCACUAAACCGGAGUUGCUGCGAAAGCCAGGGCUUGGGGGCAGCAGCACACUGAGAUACACUGAACCCAUUCGCUUACCCAGUGGCAAAGUGCACGUCAGGGCCAUGGCUGUGACCAGUGAUGGAAGACAGAGCGCCGUUGUUACGAAGGUCUUCGUCGUAGAUCACGUGCCCUCUGAGCUACAAGAACCAUCAGACAACAAUCAAGAGUACCCCAGAGAGGAUUUGGCGCAAAGUGACGAGGGGCUGAACAGUCCUGGAGACGCUUCUACAAAAUAUUUAGACGUUUCCAACAAAGAAGCACGGAGCACUCGAAAAAACAAAGGCCCUCGUUUUCUGUCUCAACGCUUACCGAGCGCACCUGUAGCCCCGCCCACAAAACGCCCACAGAGCGCAGGGGAUGGGGACGGCUUGCUGAAAAACCUCAACAGCACACAGAUCGCUCGCCUUCAGAGAGAAACAGACUUCCUCAGGUGCUUUAAGUGUUUGAGCCAUCGGCCCUCGGAUCCCUUCGCCCGAUUCUGCCUGCACUGCGGUGCUCCGGUGCCUCCUAUACCGGGACAGAGACUGCCCCCUACUGAGGGGGGACAGAUGAUCCUGUGUAUGCAGUGUAAGAGCAUGGUUCCGGUGAACACGUCCUCGUGUGUGGUGUGUGAGGCUCCUAUUUCCCCGCAGCUUCAACCACAGGCCAGCCUGAGGCUGCAGGGCAAACUGAUCUGUCCAUCAUGCGGCACAGGAAACCCCGCCCACAUCACCUACUGCGUGACCUGUGAGACCAGAUUGUCUCAAGCCGACAGCCCGGUGUUGAGCGGACAGCGCGCUCCUCCUCUACCUUUGUCGGGAGGCAAGGCGGUCCCGUGCUCCAAAUGUAACCGAGCGAACCACUCGGACGCUCGAUUCUGCGACUGGUGCGGCGCCAAGUCGGGCCACGCGGCUAAGUGUCUGACCUGUUCUAAAUGCGGAGCUAGCAGUCACCCGUAUGCUAGCUUCUGCGGGAGCUGCGGCGUGUUCCUGGAAGGUCCGUCCCGAGGGUCCGCCUGUAGCGUGCAGCCGGGUGCACCAGAGGACGCGCUGGAACCUGAGCAGAGUGCAUCUGCACGUCGUGCUCCGGCGGCGAGCACGGCGAGGCGUGUGGAUGCGCAGACCCAGACUGCUGGCCUCUUCUACCCCUCCAGCGCUGACCUGCAGAAGCGGAGCCAGCAGAGAGAGGCGGAGCUUAGCAGACAGGGGCAGAUGAGUGACAGGAAACCUUUACUCACAGCUGUCAGCCCUGGACGAGGAUUCUGGAGGAAACAGCUGGAUCACAUCUGCGCUCACCUGCGCAGUUACACGCAAAACAACAGCGAGUUCAGAGCACUGGUCGGAGAACCGCGGAUGGGCAGGGUGAGACCCGAACGCAUCCCGACUCACGCGUUUCACGUCUCUGAGUUAACACGUCUUUAUUUUUGGAGCUUUUCUUUGCAAAAUCUGAUCUCUGCUGUGAUUGAAGAGGACAGCUAUGAAGUCAGUCUGCGUGUUAACUUCAUCUUGGCGUCUCCAGACAGAUCCAGGUCUUCUCCAGCAGGGCAGCUGAACGGAUCGUCGUGUGAGAAACUCAACCUCAGCGAUGUUACGGAGGGGAGGACCAAGCUAACCUCCACGGCGUCUGGACCGAGUGCUCGGAACCGGAAGAAGAGCUACGCUACAAUCACAGCUGAGCGACCACCUGCGUACAAAGACAGCUUGCUGCUGAAGGACGUGGGGCCGGAGGGGCGGGGCCGAAUCGCAGUCCUGGAGCAGCUCUUGGACGAGGGUGCCAACCCGUCAUGCCUGGACAGCGAUGAGCGUCCACCUUUGGUUGCCGCGGUACUAAACGGGCACUGCGAUGUCAUCCCGCUGCUGGUGCAGAAAGGUGCAGAUGUUGACCAGCUCUCAGGGCCGUCGAAUAACGGCGCCCUGCACGAGGCUGCGGCUUUGGGGACCAAGGGCUUGAGGAGCGCGGAGAUCCUGCUCGGAUGCAACGCAAGUUUGAGAAGACUGAACAACCACGGUCAGACGCCGUACGACGUGGCCGAAGCUUCGGGCUGCAGCUCGAUGCUCUCGCUAUUAGCGGCUCACGGGGGGACGGGACGGGGCGGGCUUAACACCCGGAGUGCCUCCGGUCUCGACACGUUCUCUUAGGUAGACAGGAGUUCUCUCUCUCUCUCUCUCUCUGAGAUCAGACCUGACUGAGAGAAGGAACUGCCUGAAUAUGGACUCGAGAAGAUCUGGGGGAGACGUCAUUACUGUUACUGUCGAAGAGAUCAGAUUACCAUCAUUUUAUCCAAUCAAAGUAGGAACGCAAAAAUUCCGUACAGCUGUGUAGGUGUUUUUUUUUUUUUAGCUCUCUGAUAUGAAUCGACACGCCUGGAAGCCCCUCCCCUUUUCCCUACCUCGCUUUAGUAAUGUUUCGCUUAUAGAAGCGCCAUUAAUAACGCCGUCGUACAGUAUGUGAGACCCGAUGGUAAUAAGGAAAUAAACCCGAAGAGAUCCA
This is a messenger RNA of Ictalurus furcatus (blue catfish), 3000 nucleotides long. It is a transcript of the gene dzank1, whose product is annotated as double zinc ribbon and ankyrin repeat domains 1. The coding region runs from base 345 to 2648 and encodes 767 amino acids. The transcript has 20 exons. The record is from RefSeq and is a predicted model, not a curated record. Gene Ontology annotation, molecular function: protein binding. NCBI's taxonomy places the organism in Eukaryota, Metazoa, Chordata, Actinopteri, Siluriformes, Ictaluridae. Gene Ontology annotation, biological process: eye photoreceptor cell development.